AUGUUUUUCUGUGCAAUCUCCGGCGAGCCUCCCCAAGACCCAGUAGUCUCCCAGAAGUCUGGCCAAGUGUAUGAGCGUAGGCUAAUUCUGAAAUACAUCACCGAAAAUGGCACCGACCCCAUAACGGGAGACAAGCUGGAAGAGUCCGACCUCAUUACCCUCAAAGCCAACCCCAAGGCUGCCGCCCCCCGUCCUCCCUCUGCCACUUCCAUCCCAGCCCUCCUCCACCUUCUUCAAAAUGAGUGGGACGCGCUCAUGCUUGAGACUUUCUCUCUGAAGCAACAAUACAACUCUGUUCGGCAGGAGUUGAGCUAUGCCCUGUAUGCACAGGACGCCGCAACGCGUGUAGUGGCACGUCUUAUCCGAGAACGCGAUGCAGCUCGAGAAGCACUCGGAAGUAUCUCGGCCACAAUGGGGGUUGCACCUACCGCCAAUGGCGCAGAUGUCGACAUGGCAGACACAGCUCAAGAUGCUGGCGCUCUGCCGGAAGAGGUGCAGAAGAAGAUUGAAGAGACACAUCAGACGCUCUCGGCACAGCGGAAGAAGCGCAAGCCACCUGCGGAGUAUGUUACUCCGGCGGAGGUCAAGACAUUCACCUCCAAACAUACCAUUCCGUCCCUCCAUUCGCCAUCGCCUUCUGGUAUCAACGCCCUUGCGGUCUCGCGUACAGAACCGGCUCAAUUUCUCACGGGAGGGAACGACAAAAUUGUGCAGCUUUACGACCGCAGCACGGACAAAGUACUCGCCUCACUCCCUGGCCACCAGAAGAAGGUCACUCAUGUUGCGUUUCGUGAAGCGCUCAGCGAGUCCGAGCCUACUCUUCUCUUGUCUGCCAGUGCCGACAAGACUGUAAGGAUGUGGACCCACGACAGCGCAUCAGGCGAAUACAGACCAAAUGCAGUCAUUCGUACGCAUAAGGGUGAAGUCACUGGAUUGGCUGUGCACCCAACAAACACACUUGUUGCGCUCGCUUCCGCUGAUCGUACAUACUCGCUGCAUGACCUCGUCAAGGGUGACUUGGUAUAUCGCUCUCCUGCAGCUGACGAGCCACUGACGUCGCUCGACGUGCAUCCCGACGGUGCCCUUCUUGCGGUCGGUACACCAACGUCGACAAUCCAGAUAUAUGACAUCCGCUCUGGUGCAAUCGCAGCCUUGCUGUCGCCCCCCGACAGCAGCCCUUUCACCGUCAAGACGCUCAGCUUCUCCGAGAAUGGGUAUCACAUGCUUGCACCUGACUCACUCUCCUCGGUCGCUAUAUGGGACCUGCGAAAGCCUAAGAUUGCGCAUUCCAUCCCGCUUGGCGAGGGCUUCAAGGUCAACAAAGUGGUGUACGACCUGAGUGCUCAGUUGCUGGGUGUCGCGGGAAGCGAAGGCGCACGCGUCUUCGCGCACAAAACUUGGGAGGAGCUGGUCCGCUUCGAGGAAGGUGGUGAGGUCACAGACCUUGUGUAUGGGGAGCAGGGCAAGGAGAUUUGGGGCGCCAGCGGGCGGGAGGUCAGGAUUUGGGGCCUGCCUGCAUGA
Molecule: messenger RNA, 1521 nt
Organism: Fibroporia radiculosa
Lineage: Eukaryota; Fungi; Basidiomycota; Agaricomycetes; Polyporales; Fibroporiaceae
Exons: 3
Coding region: 1-1521 (506 amino acids)
Biological process (GO): mRNA splicing, via spliceosome; DNA repair; protein ubiquitination
Cellular component (GO): U2-type catalytic step 1 spliceosome; Prp19 complex; cytoplasm
Molecular function (GO): protein binding; ubiquitin protein ligase activity
Source: RefSeq, a predicted model, not a curated record